AUGAUGGUGUUGAAGAAAAGGAGAACACCAAGAUCUUUGAUGAUCCAGAAGCGAGCCGAGGAGGUUGACCGGAUUUCGGAGUUGCCCGAAUCCAUCAUUCAUCACAUCAUGUCCUUCUUGAGCCACAAAGAUGCUGCCAGAUUUAGUGCCUUGUGCAAGAGAUUUAGAUCAGCAUGGAAUUCCUUCCCUUUCAUCGUUUUCAACGAAACCCUAAAUUUGGGAUCAUGUGGUGAUGAUUUGUACGGUGAGGCCAAAGUAAAUAAGUUUUUGAAGUAUGUGAGUGGUUUUCUCCAACAACGCCCUCCGAAUAUUAGUUUAGAAAGAUUUAGAUUUUGUGUUGACCUGUUCGAGGGUUAUGAUAAAAAAACCCAUCACAUUGAUGGUGCCAUUGGUUAUGCAAUAGAGAAUCAUGUGAAAGAGCUGGAGCUAGAUUUUGGCGAAGGACCUGCUCACUAUCGUUUUCCAUUGACAGUGUUAUCUGCUAAAUCAAUCAGGGUUUUAAAGUUGAAAGGGUUGAAGUUAGGUUCAGGCCAUAAGGAUUUGAUGUUGAGUCACCCUUUUGUCGAAAGUUUAAGCAUUCAAUUCUGCAUAGGAUUGAAAACGCUCAGAGUUUCAUGUCAAAAUCUCAAAAUUAUGGAGAUAUAUUCAUGCAAGGGGCUGAAAAUGGUUGCAGUGGAUGAAUCAAAUCUUGAAUCUUUCUCAUUCCUUGGAGAUGUUUCAUCAACAAGAAAGUCAGAUUCAUGUAGUAUCAACAUUGCAGCGUGCAAAUCACUUAAAUGUUUAUCUCUAGAGAAUGCUCAGAUUACAGGUGAAUGGAUUAAAAGCCAUAUUCCUAAUUUUCUUCUGCUCGAGGAUCUUAAACUUGAGUGCUGCGAGCUACUGAAAGACCUGUAUGUUUCUUCUGCUAAGCUUAAGACAUUAGAGUUAAGUGAUUGUUCACAACUCAAGAAGAUUGAGGCUGUGGCUCCAAACCUUGAAUAUUUUUCCUAUAUAGGGCAGAAAGGUCUAUCUUUGAUCAAUAUAGGAGCAUGCCGGUCUCUUAAAGAUUUGACAUUAAUUGGUGCUAGGAUUGAAGAUGAGUGGAUUGUAUCUGCUGUGCAUGAAUUUCCUUUCCUCAAGAACUUUCGAUUGUUUGGCUGCAGUAGCUUGCAAAAGUUUAAUAUUUCGCACGAAGAACUUGAAACUCUGCAAAUUGUUGAUUGUGAUGCACUGAAGGAGGUUCAGAUUUAUGCACGAAGCUUGGAUACAUUUGUCUACACCGGCGGAUGUACAAAGCUACCAAAGUUUUUGAUUGAUUCAGCAUGCUUUAAAGCUGAGCUUUCACUGUGCAACGGUUCUAAGUUUUCGUCCCGUUUGUUCUUGGAGUUGAGAGAUUUUCUUGCAUGCUUUGGUCAUUGCCGGGAGCUGCAGAUUACUUGCCGAAGUACAGAUAUUUUAAUUGUUCCUGGAGAUUUGAGGGACAGCUUAGUUCCUCCAUUGUAUGACUUGAAGCAUCUGAAGUUGCACAUAAGUGAUCCGAACUUGGACGAACUCAAGGACUUAGUGGAUAGUUUGCUUUGGCUUGCUCCUCAUCCAUACACUAUUACAAUUGUUUCGGGUUACGAAGAAAAAUCCCUGAAGGUCAUAAUUAGCAAGUAA
Molecule: messenger RNA, 1638 nt
Organism: Dovyalis caffra
Lineage: Eukaryota; Viridiplantae; Streptophyta; Magnoliopsida; Malpighiales; Salicaceae
Source: the annotation of a GenBank genome assembly